Molecule: messenger RNA, 9661 nt
Organism: Diceros bicornis minor
Lineage: Eukaryota; Metazoa; Chordata; Mammalia; Perissodactyla; Rhinocerotidae
Gene: CNTNAP5
Product: contactin associated protein family member 5
Exons: 24
Coding region: 316-4239 (1307 amino acids)
Source: RefSeq, a predicted model, not a curated record
GGCGCCUGUUGUUACAAUUGGGUCUGGAUUUGCACCUUUAAGGAGGGGGGACGAGGAGGAAGAGGAGGGCGAGGAAGGCGAGUACAGCAAGCGACAGUUGCAGGGACUGUAGCUUCGGCGGCAGCUCCAGAGAAGACGCCGCUACGGUUUCGAUAGAGCGUCUGGGCACGGGAUGGAGUGAAGCAGCGAGUGCUCUCCAAGGGGGGGUGGGAGGGGGUCAGGCGGUGCAGCGGAGAAAGAGAGAGAGAGAAAGAAGCCGCGACUGGCGCCUGCGAAUUUGGGAUUCGAUUGGGAGGCACCUCUUACUCGGGGGAAAUGGAUUCUGUACCACGGCUGACCAGCGUUUUCACUUUGCUGUUCUCCGGUUUGUGGCAUUUAGGAUUAACAGCGACAAAUUACAACUGUGAUGACCCGUUAGCAUCCCUGCUCUCUCCAAUGGCUUUUUCCAGUUCCUCAGACCUCACUGGUACUCACAGCCCCGCUCAACUCAACCGAAAAGUUGGAACUGGCGGUUGGUCCCCAGCAGAUUCCAAUGCUCAACAGUGGCUCCAGAUGGACCUGGGAAACAGAGUGGAGAUUACAGCAGUGGCCACGCAGGGAAGAUACGGGAGCUCUGACUGGGUGACGAGUUACAGCCUGAUGUUCAGUGACACAGGACGCAACUGGAAACAGUACAAGCAAGAAGACAGCAUCUGGACCUUUGCAGGAAACAUGAAUGCUGACAGCGUGAUGCACCACAAGCUGCUGCACUCAGUGAGAGCCCGGUUUGUUCGCUUUGUGCCCCUGGAAUGGAAUCCAAGUGGGAAGAUUGGCAUGAGAGUUGAAGUCUACGGAUGCUCCUAUAAAUCAGAUGUCGCUGACUUUGAUGGCCGAAGCUCCCUUCUGUACAGGUUCAAUCAGAAGCUGAUGAGCACUCUCAAAGAUGUGAUCUCUCUGAAGUUCAAGAGCAUGCAAGGAGAUGGAGUCCUGUUCCAUGGAGAAGGUCAACGUGGAGACCACAUCACCCUGGAGCUCCAAGAGGGAAGGCUUGCCCUGCAUCUCAACUUGGAUGACAGCAAACCUCGGCUCAGCAGCAGCCCACCCUCAGCCACCCUGGGCAGCCUCCUGGACGACCAGCACUGGCACUCAGUCCUCAUCGAGCGGGUCGGCAAGCAGGUGAACUUCACUGUGGACAAACACACACAGCACUUCCGGACCAAGGGCGAAGCGGAUGCCUUAGACAUCGACUAUGAGCUUAGUUUCGGAGGAAUUCCAGUACCAGGCAAACCUGGGACCUUUUUAAAGAAAAACUUCCAUGGAUGUAUUGAAAACCUUUACUACAAUGGAGUAAACAUAAUUGAUCUGGCUAAAAGACGAAAACAUCAGAUCUACACCGUGGGCAAUGUCACUUUUUCCUGCUCCGAACCACAAAUUGUUCCCAUCACAUUUGUCAACUCCAGCAGCAGUUAUUUGCUGCUGCCCGGCACCCCCCAAAUUGAUGGACUCUCAGUGAGUUUCCAGUUUCGAACAUGGAACAAGGAUGGUCUGCUUCUGUCCACAGAGCUGUCUGAGGGCUCGGGGACCCUGCUGCUAAGCCUGGAGUGUGGAACCCUGAGAUUGGUGAUUCAGAAAGCGACAGAACGCGCAGCUGAAAUCCUCACAGGCAGCAACUUGAAUGAUGGCUUGUGGCAUUCAGUUAGCAUCACCGCCAGAAGGAACCGCAUCACUCUCACUCUGGAUACCGAUGCAGCGUUCCCGGCUCAGGACACUACUAGGGUGCAGAUUUAUUCUGGAAAUAGCUACUACUUUGGAGGGUGCCCCGACAAUCUCACCGAUUCCCAAUGUUUAAAUCCCAUUAAGGCUUUCCAAGGCUGCAUGAGGCUCAUCUUUAUUGAUAACCAGCCCAAGGACCUCAUUUCAGUUCAGCAAGGUUCCCUGGGGAAUUUUAGUGAUUUACACAUUGAUCUGUGUAGCAUCAAAGACAGGUGUUUGCCAAACUACUGUGAACAUGGAGGAAGCUGCUCCCAGUCCUGGACUACCUUCUACUGUAACUGCAGUGACACAGGUUACAUUGGCGCCACUUGCCAUAACUCCCUCUAUGAGCAAUCCUGCGAAGUGUACAGGCACCAAGGGAACACGGCUGGUUUCUUCUACAUCGACUCGGAUGGCAGCGGGCCAUUGGCACCUCUCCAAGUGUACUGCAAUAUCACAGAGGACAAGGUCUGGACAUCAGUGCAGCACAACAACACAGAGCUGACCCGUGUGCGGGGCACCGACCCUGAGAAGCCCUACACCAUGACCUUGGACUAUGGUAGCAGGCUGGAGCAGCUGGAGGCUGUGAUCGAUGGCUCAGAGCACUGUGAGCAGGAGGUGGCCUACCACUGCAGGAGGUCCCGCCUGCUCAACACGCCAGAUGGAACACCGUUUACCUGGUGGAUUGGGCGGUCCAAUGAAAGGCACCUUUACUGGGGAGGUGCUCCUCCUGGAGUUCAGCAGUGUGAUUGUGGCCUGGACGAGAGUUGCCUGGAUGUUCGACACUUUUGUAACUGUGAUGCUGACAGGGAUGAAUGGACAAAUGAUACUGGCUUUCUUUCCUUCAAAGACCACUUGCCUGUCACUCAGAUAGUUAUCACUGAUACCAACAGAUCAAACUCAGAAGCUGCCUGGAGAAUUGGUCCCUUGCGUUGCUAUGGUGACCGACACUUCUGGAAUGCGGUCUCAUUUUAUACAGAAGCCUCUUACCUCCACUUUCCUACCUUCCAUGCGGAAUUCAGUGCUGAUAUUUCCUUCUUUUUUAAAACCACGGCUUUAUCUGGAGUUUUCCUGGAAAACCUUGGCAUUAAAGACUUCAUCCGACUUGAAAUAAGCUCUCCUUCUGAGAUCACUUUUGCCAUUGAUGUUGGGAAUGGCCCUGUAGAGCUUGUAGUCCAGUCUCCGUCUCUUCUGAAUGACAACCAAUGGCAUUACGUCCGGGCUGAGAGGAACCUGAAGGAGACCUCACUGCAGGUGGACAGCCUCCCAAGGAUGACGAGGGAGACUUCGGAGGAGGGACAUUUCCGAUUGCAGCUGAAUAGCCAGUUGUUUGUAGGAGGAACAUCAUCAAGACAGAAGGGCUUCCUAGGAUGCAUACGCUCUUUACACUUGAAUGGGCAGAAAUUGGACCUGGAGGAGAGGGCAAAGGUCACGUCUGGAGUCCGGCCAGGAUGCCCAGGCCAUUGCAGCAGUUACGGCAGCAUCUGCCACAAUGGGGGCCAGUGUGUGGAGAAGCACAGUGGAUACUUCUGCGAUUGCACCAACUCACCAUACGAAGGGCCCUUUUGCAAAAAAGAGGUUUCUGCUGUUUUUGAGGCUGGCACUUCGGUUACUUACCUGUUUCAAGAACCAUACCCCGUGACCAAGAAUACAAGCCUGUCAUCCUCAGCAAUUUACGCAGAUUCAGCUCCAUCCAAGGAAACCAUUGCAUUUAGCUUUGUGACAGCCCAGGCACCCAGCCUCUUGCUCUAUAUUAAUUCUUCUUCUCAGGACUUCCUGGCUGUCCUGCUCUGCAAGAAUGGAAGCUUACAAGUUCGUUAUCAGCUGAGCAAGGAAGAAAUCCAUGUAUUUACGAUUGAUGUAGAGAACUUUGCCAACAGAAGGCUGCACCGCUUGAAGAUUAGCCGAGAGGGAAGAGAGCUUACCAUUCAGAUGGAUCAGCAACUCCAACUCAGUUACAACUUCUCCCCAGAAGUCGAGUUCAGGGCGAUAAGGUCACUCACCUUGGGCAAAGUCACAGAGAAUCUUGGAUUGGAUUCUGAAGUUGCUAAAGCAAAUACCCUGGGUUUUAUUGGAUGCUUGUCUUCAGUCCAGUACAACCACAUAGCACCACUGAAGGCAGCCCUGCGUCAUGCCACCAUUGCACCUGUGACUAUCCAAGGGACCUUGACAGAAUCCAGCUGUGGCUCCAUGAUGGAUGUGGACAUGAAUGCAGUGACCACGGUGCAUACUUCAUCAGAUCCCUUUGGGAAGACAGAUGAGCGGGAACCACUCACCAAUGCAGUUCGAAGUGACUCAGCCAUCAUUGGAGGAGUAAUAGCGGUGGUGAUAUUCAUCAUCUUCUCUGUCAUCGGCAUCAUGACCCGGUUCCUUUACCACCAUAAGCAGUCACAUCGUACUAAUCAGAUGAAGGAGAAGGAAUAUCCAGAAAAUUUGGAUAGUUCCUUUAGAAAUGACAUUGACUUGCAAAACACAGUGAGCGAGUGUAAACGGGAAUAUUUCAUCUAAAAAACUGCAGGGUCACCUACUAUACUUUUUAUGUUGUUGUUAAAUUUUUUGUCCUUCUCCUGUAUUUUAAUUUUGGUCAUUCUCUUUCUCUUAUUUAUUUGCCAUUUAUUUUUGGAACACACUUGCAUCCGCCACAGCAUCUAUUCCCUUGACCCAGACCAGAAGACCAGGCAGCUAUGGCCACUGCCUUCCUCUUUGACAAAUCUAUUGUGGUGAUAAUGAUCACUCAAGAGACUGACAAGGAAGAAACCCAUGUGUGCACAUGUGCAUAUUCAAUUCUGUGUUUCCAGUUUCUAAGACGCACUCUUCAGUUCUGCAGCCCUUUAGUCUUGCAGGCUUACUUUGAACCUGAGCUCUGUGACUUAGGCAUAUAACGGUCAGCUCUGAUAUCCUCCCUCAUCUCAAGUCCAUUCCUACAAGGGAACUCGGGGUAGAGAACAAAGAUACUAGAGGCAUGGUUUGCUAUAGCACUUUAAAAGGAACAAGAGAGGUUUGUUUUGUGUGAAUUUUCCUUCCAUAGGAAGUCCAUUGGCCUAACUCAUCACCCUUUUUCACUAUGACUCUUAUCCCCUGAGUAUUUUAAAAUAUAGGAUUCCUGAGAGUAGUGAGCUAUUACUUUGCUCCUUUCUUACCACUCUCUCCUGGGGCUGACAUUUUAGAACAGCACACAAUAGCAUAAACCUAGAGGAAGCAUGGAAAAUAGUAGCUUGAAAUUAGGUGGUGAAAAGAAAGAUGCUAGAAAGUAGAUGUUCUAUAACUUCAAAAAUGCCUCUUUCAAUUUUAUAACAAAUGUUAGCUAGGUUAUUCCUGGGAUUAUUAUACUGAGGUAUAUAUAUAUAAAUAUAUAUAUAUGAGUUGCUGCAGCAUAAAAAAAUUCAAAUAACAGUCUAAUAUAAUACCUGAUUCUGUGAAAGAGCUGAAACCAUCUUAACUCAGCUUUAAAAAAAAAAAAACAAAAAACAAAACUGCAUGAAAGAAGAGAAAUACCAAACAGAAUUCUUCCCUCUGUCCACUCACUAAAGAUCUGGUGAAGAAAGUGAAUGCAGAUUUCACAUUUUAGAACAGACAUAAUGAUCCACCUCUGUCUCCGUGCAUCGAGCUGUUUCUCUAAGAGGUUGAAGAUGUGCUGACAUAUGAGGCAUUGUGAUUAGCUCCAGCGAACCCCCACUGCUUAUUUUCAGAGGAGGCCUUAGGUUCCAUGGCACAACACAUUUUCACAUCUGCUACAUCCUGUGUACAUGAAGACCAACACACACAUGCAUUUUUUUUUGUAGGCAUAAACUCCCAGAUGAGGUCAUGACAAAUUUCAGGGUCUUUGCCCCUUUUGAUAACAAAGCAUCAAAGAAACACAAUCAUUCCAUCAAGAAGUCAUUUUGAGCUCAUCCACGAGGAGGUGAUAAGAAUCCUGAUGAUUUUGCUAUAGCAAUAUGACUCACUCUUUGCCUCUGGGCCAUCUUGGAGAAAAUGAUAAGGAGGAAACCAUGUAAAUGCUCCAGUAUUUUGGGAAUGCCAAUAUAAUGAUUCACAGAUGUGGAAAAUACUUACUGAUUCUCUUUACAGGACAGAUUUGAUUCGGAAAACAAUUACCACAUUGCUGUUCGCCAACCUUGACAGCUAACAGACAUUCCAUCUUGUUUGUAGUGUGCCUAUCGCCUCUGAUUAACACUUUCCUGAAUGCGGAGGCUCACAAUAAGGAACGUGUUACCUUCAUCGUAUUUCAGCUUUUCUUUCAGUGUCAGAGCACACGGGGCAAGGAUUUCAUUUGUAAUCAUAUUUCUCUACUUUAAAAUGUUGUUCUCAAUAUACAUUCUCUCCUUAAAAUUUUCUGUGGAUUCUUAGUUAAUCACUUCAUCAUUUCCAUUAUAUCAUUUUGCUAGUAAAUUUAUUUUAAAGUGAUUCUUACAAGGUGACUUUUUUUUCUUCUUCUCGCUCUAAUAAGAUGAAUGAUCCAUUAAUAAGAGUAAAGAUCUUUAAAUACUAUUUUCUCCUGCCCUGUCCUCCCCUAUCUCCAAUUUUCACUUUUGAGUUUUCUAUUUCCAUAAAAAGGCUGUAUAAAUCCGCCUUUUGCUUGGCUACAUAGACAUUUGUCCCCUGAAAUGAAAGUCACUAUGAAGUGUAGUGGGUUUAGCCUGAAGCAUCUCCAGUAAAGAAAUGGAAAGGAAAAGGAAGGUGUGAGUAAUAAAGCUGGAUCUGCUCAUUAUUCAAGUCUCUGAGAAGCGAGGACUAUUUUUUGCUGACAUAGUGCUGAUGGAAGAAAUGGAGGACUAGCAAAGGCCAACUGAGAGUAUUUGCUUUCCUCAUCUACUUAUAUACGCUUAUAGGUAGUUCUGUAGGGUGAAGAAUUUGUGAAGCUACAUCCUUGCCACAUCUGCACUACAGAAUCUACGAGCAUACCUCCCUACAUAUGUAGACUAUACAUACAUGCACAUUAGGUAUCAUAGACCCAAAGAUGAGUGCUGAGACAGUGCAAUCUGCACGUCAUUCCUAUAAGUAGAGUCUCAGGGCUAAAUCAGAAUUAUUUUUACAGGGUUAGAUUAUUUCAUAACCCCAGAGAACACUCUGACUUUCACUAGAUGUAUAUGAAAAGCAAGCAAGCUGCUCCCUCCAAAGGAAAACACAAUUUUAAGUUAGAAAUAAGUGUUAACUCUGCCUUUCUUUCCUCAGUGGUACCAAAACCCAGGUAGUUUUGUGCAAUUGUUCAAUUACGUGCGUGUUUCAAUCCUUGAACAAUUAUAAUCUAAAACAAAUAGUCUUUGAGAGCAUUCUAUUCCCUCCUUAAUCAUCGUUUUCUGCUUCAGUAAUCAGGUUUUCUGACUGCAUGCUCUGGCCAAUGGGAUCACCAUAAUCCUCCACUUUAACCCGCAGUCUUUGAUAACUGCUGUUUACAAAAAGACUCUAUGGAAUGUGGUCACUUUACAGUAAAACCAAAAAAUUCUGUACAAUUUCACAUUCUAAGGGGGCUGUUUCAUAUCAUUUCCAGCAGAUAAUCUAUUUAUGCAAGCAACAGUAUAUUUGCUUACCCUAAUAUAUACUUAACACCCACUGCAUCAUUCAUUGUGUGAAUAGGUUAGAUUCCCAUGUUUUUUUUGAGAAUUAAUCUAAAGAAUUAGACAUUUGUCACUUCUCUAGAUAUAUUUUUAUAGAUAGCUUAGCCUCUUCUAUUCACUCUCAACUGCAUAUGGGAGAUUCAUUUUAAGGAUCCUAGGGCUGAUUUUUUAAAACAGUUUUUGUUCUCUUUAGUAAUAACAUAAAUGGUACUAAGCUGACCUCCACCUUUUGUCAGACCCAUGCCUAGCACAAGGUAACAGGAGCAGGAUCAGAACAAAUGAAGUAGAUUGUUUUCUUCUUUAUUCAUUCAUGAAGUAUUUAUCGAAAGCCCAGUACUCCAAGGGUUGUGCUGGACAUUGGGUCUACAAAUAUAAAUUACACUUUGUUCUUACCCUUAGGGAGCUCAAAGUCUAGCAAGCAGGGGAUGUAUUGUUUAAUAGGAGUGUGCAUGACAUGCUAUAGAAUACAGAGCAAAGGUCCUUCUCAAUUAUUUUUGUAAGGCCCUUGUUAGAGACAAGAUAAAAUAAGAGAAAAGAAACAGAUAAAUCUCUGGAAACUAUUUUUAAUUUUUGUUUUGUUCAUUACUCCUCCCUUCAAUAGGCUACUUUAUUUCUCCUUAUCAAAGCAAAUAUCUGUCUAUGCAGAUCUAUUCUGUAAAGGGAGAUGAAUUGACUCUUUGGGGACAGCAAGAAUAAAUGUCUCCAUUUCUAAAGUACUUUUUGAAAGGCUGAAUUCUCUCCAUUCUUGCUUCAGUUCUGGUUAGAGGAUUCUGAAAAUCCUCCUUCCCAUCAGUCAAACCUAAGUGACAACUUGGGGACCCUCUUUGGGGCAGGAAACAACAAUCUCCUGCUGUUCCUCCUCUUUUCUCUGUUAUUUGUUUGUCAUCUGCCGUUGACCUAUCGCAUGCCAUUUUUCUUCCGGACAUUCCUUAAGGUCCCUUUUGUACUCCAGCUCCUCCUAAAACCCUCCUGUGUCCUGAUGAAUAAUUUCAACUCAAUUUAGGAAGAUCUCUGAGAACUAGAUGAAGUAUAUUUUGAGUAAAUAAUUGACUAACAGGUGUCAUCCAUCUAAGUGAGGUCUCACCUCUGUGCCCUGUGUGAAUUUUUCCAAUCCUGAGAGUCACACGUCUCUUCUCUGCAGGAAUCUCAUUCAGUUAGCAGCACCUCACCGGGAGGCCACAAGCAGAGCAUCUUCUCCAAGAUAUACAGGGAGAUAGGAAUUAGGCUGUUGAAUUCUUUCUUAUAAAAAGACUUGACAGUUUGUCCACCAACACCCUGGCUUCCUUUGAAUUCCCCCAUGGCUACAAUCCAUCAAAACUAUAUUGUAACACCUUGCCUGCCAAGGGGAAUUUGAAACUCAUUUUCAUUAACCUACAUGCUUGGACAUACUUAGUCUUCAAUUGUCCUGUAGGUCACAAGUAGACCAAAUAAAUAGACUCCCUUGUUCCUGCAAAUGCAAAAGUGGUUAAUGAAAGAAGGUACAGGCAAACUCAAAUCUUUCAGAAUACUUGGAAGAUAACUGAGUGCUAUUUCAUGUCUCUCAUGCAGUUUGAAAAUGCUUUCUUUAAAAGACAUAUAGUGUAAUUGAAUUACUUCCACACCCUGUUCUUGAGUCUGCCGUAACCUCUCCUCCUAGCCCCUCAACCACACUCUUGUUUGUUAAGCCAUCUAGUUUGCAAUUAUGAUUGUCCCUAGUUUUCGUUUCUACUUUCGCAAAUUCCAAAUAGUUGAACCUCCUAAAAGAAAAAGAAAAGAGUAAACACACACAUACACGACCAAUUUGUAAAAACGGGCUGUUAUUCAGGCUUCCUUCAGGACGUUCUUCAUACGUAUAUGUUUAGUAGGGAGAGAUACGUUUCCUUUUGAGUUGACAGUUAUUUGAAACCUUCAUGUAAGGUUUUAAUAUUUAAAUCUUUUGAUAUUUUUCAGUGAUUUUUUUCUUUUAUUUUGCACUAAGGUACUUUGAGGAAGAAUAGAAAGCACAUUCUUUAGUGAAAUAUUGUACUUUGUAAGCUAGUUGUCUGUCUUUUGUAAUGUUGUAGUCUACAAAGUGGCUGAGCAAACAUAAGAAAGGAUUACGGCAAAAGUUGGUUUUGGUGUUUUGACCACGCCUGCUGGGAACAUGUUGGGGAGGAAGAGGGAAUGCAUAGCAACAGCUGGUGGCUGUCCCAGGUCAUUGCGGAGGGUCACUGCUUCCACCAGGAUCAGUGGCAGCAGCGCUUCCCACUUUCCUGGCUCCUAACUCAGGAGUCUCUUUAGUGCAUUUGGAUCACCAUCUUACACAUUAGGGAAAGAGGCAAUAUCAUGGGCUUUGCAUGAGGAAUUCUUUAUUCACCUUUGCAUGACAUUUUUGAGCCUUUACAGCCCUACUCGAA